Messenger RNA from Chrysochloris asiatica (Cape golden mole), 444 nucleotides. RefSeq names its product S100 calcium binding protein A4 (gene S100A4). Lineage: Eukaryota; Metazoa; Chordata; Mammalia; Afrosoricida; Chrysochloridae. The record is from RefSeq and is a predicted model, not a curated record. Gene Ontology annotation, cellular component: cytoplasm; nucleus; perinuclear region of cytoplasm. The transcript is spliced from 2 exons. The coding region runs from base 10 to 315 and encodes 101 amino acids. Gene Ontology annotation, biological process: positive regulation of canonical NF-kappaB signal transduction. Gene Ontology annotation, molecular function: transition metal ion binding; RAGE receptor binding; calcium ion binding.
ACUGCCACCAUGGCACACCCCCUGGAAAAGGCCCUGGAUGUGAUGGUGUCCACCUUCCACAAAUACUCGGGCAAGGAGGGUGACAAGUUCAAGCUCAACAAGUCGGAGCUAAAGGAGCUGCUGACCCGGGAGCUUCCUAGUUUCUUGGGGAAAAGAACCGAUGAAGCUGCAUUCCAGAAGCUGAUGAGCAACUUGGACAGCAACAAGGACAAUGAGGUGGAUUUCCAGGAGUACUCUGUCUUCCUGUCCUGCAUCGCCAUGAUGUGUAACGAAUUCUUUGAAGGCUUCCCUGAUAAACAGCCCCGGAAGAAAUGAAUGCUCCUCGUAUAUGGUGGGGGGCUCUUCUAGCUAGGGUCUCCCCUGCUAGCAGUGGGGAUGGUAACUCACCCUGGCUCCUCCAGACAUGUGCAUGAUGCUGAGCAAAUUCAAUAAAGAUUUUUUGAA